UUUUAGGGAAGAACUGACAAAAAGAGGAAAGAUCGAAGGCGCAGCAGAAUCAAUUUCACAGGUUUUCUGUCUCGCUAACGAGUCUGGUCAAGACUGCGCGAAGCAAAUAGGAAAAUGGCAAGAAAUAUGGGUCAUCUCUUGAAAUCGUUGAUUGAGCUUCCAAUAUCCAAAGUUGGUUUUUCAAAGAACUCAGCUGGUCGACUCAUUUGCUCUUCAACUCAAGGAGAGCAAAUCAACCAGGAUCAUGAUGAAGAGCAUGAUGCUCAUACUUUGGAUGAGAAGGAGAAGGUUGAUUACGAAAAUGAAGGGAAUAUUAAACUUGAGGACAACAAUGACGAAGAGGAUACUUCUAAUGUUAACAAAAAGACUGGUGAGAUUGGAGGCCCUAAAGGUCCUGAACCCACCCGCUAUGGUGACUGGGAGCGUGGUGGCCGCUGCUCUGAUUUCUAAUCUUCUUUUCAGCUUUUGAUUUGAACUGUCGUCUUACAGGUAAUGAGUUCCCUAUCAGAUAUGUUGGAGAUGAAGUAGUAAUAAUGUAGGUGUUAUUUUUCAAAGUUCUUUUUUUUUCUUUUUUCGCGGUGCUUGAAUAAGAGCAGUUGUUACAUGAUUAUACAACGCAAAGUUUCUAAUAAUAUAGGUUAUAGUCUUGUUAAUUACAAUUUACAAAUUAUUAUCUCUAUGAUUAUAGGGUGAUGCAAGAAUAUUAAUUGUUCAAUUAAAUCUGGGAUUAGAUGAUUUGAUGUUUUCUGGUA
This is a messenger RNA of Solanum lycopersicum (tomato), 752 nucleotides long. The record is from RefSeq and is a predicted model, not a curated record. NCBI's taxonomy places the organism in Eukaryota, Viridiplantae, Streptophyta, Magnoliopsida, Solanales, Solanaceae.